AUGGAUUCUAAGCUUUUCCUACUUGGAGCAUUCAUCAGUGCUGCGUUUCUGGUCUGCAGUGACACGUACUUUGUUAAAAUGACUAAUGCAGUCUGCAAGUCUUACAAUGAAUCGUGGGUCGUUAUUCAUUAUUGCCGACUGAAGGCCCAUUCACGCAACAAAACCAGCUUAAAUAUAAAUGCAACCUUUCUGGAGCCAGCUAACAACAUUUUUGUCAAAGUUAAGCUAAUGAAGAAGGCCAAUGGCUAUAAGCCAUUUCUGAUUGAUCUCACAAUAGAUGCCUGCGAAUUCAUGAGAAAAAGAAAUAAUCCCGUCGUCAAGAUCAUAUAUAAAAUGAUUAAGGAUGUGUCCACGGUGAAUCAUACGUGUCCAUAUGUGGGCUUGCAGACGGUGAGCGAUUUCUAUGAUAUCCGAAUUCCCGUUCCAUUGCCAACUGGAGAGUACCUACUUUUAGGGGACUGGAUAUUCGAUGCUAAGGCGCAGUUCGCUACAAAUGUUUAUUUCACCUUUGUGGAGGAUUAA
Molecule: messenger RNA, 522 nt
Organism: Drosophila elegans
Lineage: Eukaryota; Metazoa; Arthropoda; Insecta; Diptera; Drosophilidae
Exons: 3
Coding region: 1-522 (173 amino acids)
Source: RefSeq, a predicted model, not a curated record